Messenger RNA from Tigriopus californicus, 847 nucleotides. RefSeq names its product myophilin-like. Gene Ontology annotation, molecular function: actin binding. The record is from RefSeq and is a predicted model, not a curated record. Bases 156 to 668 code for a protein of 170 amino acids. Lineage: Eukaryota; Metazoa; Arthropoda; Copepoda; Harpacticoida; Harpacticidae. The transcript has 5 exons. Gene Ontology annotation, biological process: actomyosin structure organization.
CCUGCCAGAUAAAGGGUACUUGGAAAGGUUCCCCGGCCGGCCUCAGAGCUUAGAAGUUUGAAAUUGAGAUUUUGACUCGGAUCCUCCGAGUUCGGUCGGUUAUUCGAGUGCAAAAGCUGCGACGAGUGAAGUCAACCCCAAGACAACCGUUCAAGAUGCCAGCCAGAAACGCCGAGCAAGAAGCUGAAAUUCUUCAAUGGAUCGAAGCCGUUCUGGAGGAACCUUUACCCAAGGGUGAUUAUGAGGAGGUGCUAAAGAAUGGCGUGGUUUUGUGCCAGCUAAUGAACAAGAUCUCCCCGGGUUGUAUUAAGAAGUUCAAAACUUCAGGACCAGCUUUUUUGCUCAUGGAAAACAUCAGCUCCUUCCAAAAAGCGGUGAAGGCCUAUGGCGUUCCCGACGAGGAGAUCUUCCAGACCCCUGAUUUGUUCGAGGCUCGAAACAUCCCACAGGUGACCUUGUGUCUCUAUGCCUUGGGUCGUACUACCCAAAAGCAUUCUGAAUACGACGGACCCACAAUUGGGCCCAAAAUGUCCGAAGAAAAUAAGCGGAACUUCUCGGAUGAACAAAUCCGAAAAGGUCGCGAUGGUCAAGUGGGACUUCAGGCCGGAAGCAACAAAGGUGCCUCUCAAUCCGGAUUAGGUGGUAUGGGCAACACUCGCCACAUGUAAGGCUCCACACAAAACAAAUGGAUGGAGAACGCUUGUGCCGUGGAGAUCAGAGCUUUAUAAUUCUAAUUAUUCGUUUCUUGGGUGAUCCGGAUGUAAUUUUGAAGGAGGCAAAGUGAUAUGGAGAUGUGAUUAUUACUCUUCAGUAUUGAAAAUAAAAUUAGAAUCACCCAGUAAGUGAG